AUGUUAUUGUUAUUUUUCCCAGAUGUUAGAACUACAUCAAACACCAAUGGAAUUACAUCAGUCAAAACAACAGAAGCUCAGGAUCCAUCAUCAGACGUCCUUAGUACACAUCAAAAGAUCACAACUAAUACCAUUGCGACACAGAAACCAACAACAGACAUCACUGCUACAAGGCUACUUUCUACAAGUUAUAUCACUGCAGCACAGAAGGCAACAACACAACAAUCAACAACAGACAUUCGUACUUACGAAGAAAUAUAUCGAACCUAUAUUACUAGAACGCAUGAACCUUCAACAGACAUACCAACUACGCGAAUGCCCACUGCCGAUAUUUCUACAAAGCAGAAAUCAACAAAAAACGCCAUUACAGAGGAAAUUCCCACAACUUACAUUCCUGCCACAUACAAACCAACUCCAUACAUCCUCACUACGGAUAAAAUGACCAUAACCGACACAGCUACAACACAGGAACCAAUAACAGAAAUUCCCACUACGAAUAAAUUACCCGCGAUUGAUAUUUCUACAAGACAUUCAUCAACACCAUACAUUCUUACAACCGAGCAAAGUCCCACGUCAGGUAUCAGCACAACACUGACAUUACCGACAGACCUUCCUUUUACAGAACAAAUAGCCACAUCCGAUGUAACUACAAAGAAUACGCGUGAAACAUCAGAGCCAAUGCCCACAACUGAUAUUCCUACAACAGAAGAAUCAACCACAGAAAUUCCCACACCCGAUAUCCGAACAACACAGAAACCAACAUCAUAUAUAUCCACUACAGAGCUAAUUCCCACAACUACUGAUAUCCUUUCACCUAAGGAAUCAACAACAUAUAUUCCCACAACAGAGCCUAUGUCCACAACUGACAUCGCUACAAAGCAGGAAUCAACCGACAUUCUCACUACAGAGCAAGUUGCCACAACCACUUAUAUCCUUACAACAGAGAAGUUAUCAACAAAUGUUCCAACCUCGGAACUAAUGCCUACUACAGAGAACGUUCCUACAACCACUGAUAUCCUUACAACAGAGAAAUCGACAAAAAAUAUUCCAACCUCAGAGCUAAUACACACAACAGAUAAUCCUACUACAAACCAAGUUCCCACAACCACUAUUCCUUUAAUGACACACAAACCAACAUCAUAUAUUUCCUCUACAGAGCUAGUGCCCACAACCACUCAUAUUCUUACAACAGAAAAAUCAACUCCUUAUGUAUCCACCGCAGAGCAAAUUCCUACUACUGAUGUCAUUUCAACAGAGGAACCAACAACGGGUAAUGAGCUAAUGCCUACAACCGAUAUUCAUACAACACAGAGAGCAGCAACAGGCAUUUCCACUUCUGAGCUUUUGCACACAUCUGACAUCCCUACAACGCAGGAAUCAACAGAUGUUCCCACCACAGAGCAAGUUCCCACAACCAAUAUCCGCACAACACAGGAACCAACACCUUAUAUAUUCACUAUAGAGCAAAUUCCUACCUCUGAUAUCCAUUUAACAGUUGAAUCUACAACAGGUAUACCCAUAACUGAGCUAAUGCCCAUAACUGAUAUUCAUACAACACAGGAAGCAACAACAGAAUUUCCCAAUACAAAGCAAGCCCCCACAAAAGAUACCCAAACAACACAGGAAACAAUUUAUAUAUCCAAUACAGGGCAAGUUCCCACCACUGAUAUCCUCACAACAGUGGAAUCAACAACAGAUAUUCCCACUCGAGACCAAAUGUCCACAACUUAUAUUCCUGCAACACAGAGAGCAGCAACAGAUAUCCUUACUACAGAGCCAAUGUCCACAACUGAUAUCCGAGCAACGCAGGAACCAACAUCAUAUAUAUCCACUACAGAGCGAAUUCCUUCCACUGAUUUCCCUACAACAGGGGAAUCAGCAGCAAAUGUUCUCACGACAGAGCUGAUGUCCACAACUGAUAUUCCUACUACAGAGCAAGUUCCCACAACCAAUAUCCAGCGAUCAACAUAUAUUUCCACUACAGAGCAAGUUUUCACAACCAAUAUCCCAACAACACAUGAACCAACACCUUAUAUAUCCACCACAGAACAAACUCCUACCACCAAAAUAGUUUCAACAGAGGAAUCAACAAAUAUUCUCUCUACAGAGCAAAUGCACAUAACCGAUAUUCCUAUAACACAAAGAAAAACAACAGAUAUUCCCUCAACAGAACGAGUUCCCACAACCGAUCUACCUACAAAACAUGAACCAACACCUUAUAUAUCCACCACAGAACAAAUUCCUACCACCAAAUUGGUUUCUAAAGAGGAAUCCAAAACAAACAUCCAUACAACACAGCAAGGAACGACAGAUAAUCCCAUUAUUCUCACUACAGAGCAAAUGCCCAAAACCGAUAUUCCUACAACACAAAGAGUAUCAACAGAUAUUUUCACUACAGAGCUAAUGACCACAACUGAUAUUCCUAUAAUAGAGGAAUCAACAACAAAUAUUCGCACUACAGGGCAAAUAACAACAACUGAUAUUCCUAUAACACAACGAGCAACAACGAAUAUUCAUUUAACAGAACGAGUUCCCACAACCGAUCUACCUACGACAUAUGAACCAACACCUUUUAUAUCCACCACAGGACAACUUCCUACCACCAAAAUAGUUUCAACAGAGGAAUCAACAACAAAUAUUCCCACUACAGAGCAAAUACCCAUAAUUGGUAUUCCUACAGCACAGAGAGUAACGGCAUUUAUUCAAACUACAGAGAACUUUCUCACUACUGAUAUACCUACAACAUGGGGUUCAACAACAGGCAUUUUCACUACGAAAGAAAUACCAGUAACCAGUAUCCCUACAGUAGAGAAAAUAACGACAAAAACUCCCAUUACGGACCAGAUGCCCACAACUGAUAUCCCAGCAACAAAGAAAGUAUCUACAGAUAUUUCAUCUGAAGAGCAAAUUCCCACAACUGAUAAUAUUCCUUUAACACACAGGGCAACGGCAGAUAUCAAAACUUUAGAGAAAUUUUCCACUACUGAUAUACCUACAACACGUGAAUCAACAACAGAUAUUUCCACUACAAAACAAAUCCCUACAACACAGCAAGGACCGACAUAUAUUCCCAUUGCAGAGAAAAUAUCCACAACUGAUAUUCCAACAACACAGGAGUCAACAACAGAUAUUCUCACUACAGACCAAAUGCCUACAACUGAUCUCCCUACAGUACAGAAAUCAACAACAGAUAUUUCAACUACAAAAGUAAUGCCAACUACUUAUUCCAUUACAACACGGAAAGAGAAGGCAGAUAUUCCAAGUACAGGGCAAAUUUUUAGAACUGAUAUUCCUUCAACACAAAAAUCAACAACAUAUAUCGUCGCUAAAACUCAAAUGCCCACAGCUAAAGUAACUAUAACCGCGCAAGUAACGGAAUACAUUCCCAUUACAGAGCAAAGUACCACAAAUAUUAUUCCUACAUCACAGAAAGCUCGCACAGAUAUGCCCACUAUAGAGCAAAUCAUUACAACUGAUAUACCUGUAACACAGAAAUCAACAUCUUAUAUUCCUACCACUGGGAAAAUACCUAAUACCGAUAUCGAUACGAUAGAGACACCAGCAACAGACAACCCAACUACAAAGCAUAUCACUGCAAAACAUACACCUACAACAAACAUCCCCACUUCACGACAGAAGUUCAUUACAAAAUUUACCACACCAGAAACAUCAACAAAAGUCAUUACUAAAGAACGAAUGUUAAGUACCGAUACAAGUUUUACUUCAAAACAGAGACCAACGCCAGACACCCUUACCACAGAGCACAUACCUACUACCUAUGGUGCUACAACACAAAUCCCUACAACCGACACCCUCACCACAAAGCACAUACCUACUACCUAUGGUGCUACAACACAAAUCCCUACAACCGACACCCUUACCACAGAGCACAUACCUACUACCUAUGGUGCUACAACACAAAUCCCUACAACCGACACCCUUACCACAGAGCACAUACCUACUACCUAUGGUGCUACAACACAAAUCCCUACAACCGACACCCUUACGACAGAGCACAUACCUACUACCUAUGGUGCUACAACACAAAUCUCGACAAACGACACCCUUACGACAGAGCACAUACCUACUACCUAUGAUGGUGCUACAACACAAAUCCCUACAACCGACACCCUUACCACAAAUCACAUACCUACUACCUAUGGUGCUACAACACAAAUCCCUACAACCGACACCCUUACCACAGAGCACAUACCUACUACCUAUGGUGCUACAACUCAAAUCCCUACAACCGACACCCUUACCACAGAGCACAUACCUACUACCUAUGGUGCUACAACACAAAUCCCUACAACCGACACCCUUACCACAAAGCACGUGCCUACUAACUAUGGUGCUACAACACAAAUCCCUACAACCGACACCCUCACCACAAAGCACAUACCUACUACCUAUGGUGCUACAACACAAAUCCCUACAACCGACACCCUUACCACAAAGCACAUACCUACUACCUAUGGUGCUACAACGCAAAUCUCGACAACCGACACUCUCCCCACAAAUCAAAAGUCUACUUCCUAUGGUGCUACAACACAAAUCCCUACAACCGACACCCUUACCACAGAGCACAUGCCUACUACCUAUGGUGCUACAACACAAAUCCCUACAACCGACACCCUUACCACAAAGCACAUGCCUACUACCUAUGGUGCUACAACACAAAUCCCUACAACCGACACCCUUACCACAAAGCACAUACCCACUACCUAUGGUGCUACAACGCAAAUCUCGACAACCGACACUCUCCCCACAAAUCAAAAGUCUACUUCCUAUGGUGCUACAACACAAAUCCCUACAACCGACACCCUUACCACAGAGCACAUACCUACUACCUAUGGUGCUACAACGCAAAUCUCGACAACCGACACUCUCCCCACAAAUCAAAAGUCUACUACCUAUGGUGCUACAACACAAAUCCCUACAACCGACACCCUUACCACAGAGCACAUGCCUACUACCUAUAGUGCUACAACACAAAUCCCUACAACCGACACCCUUACCACAAAGCACAUGCCUACUACCUAUGGUGCUACAACACAAAUCCCUACAACCGACACCCUUACCACAAAGCACAUGCCUACUACCUAUGGUGCUACAACACAAAUCCCUACAACCGACACCCUUACCACAAAGCACAUACCCACUACCUAUCGUGCUACAACGCAAAUCUCGACAACCGACACUCUCCCCACAAAUCAAAAGUCUACUUCCUAUGGUGCUACAACACAAAUCCCUACAACCGACACCCUUACCACAGAGCACAUACCUACUACCUAUGGUGCUACAACACAAAUCCCUACAACCGACACCCUUACCACAAAGCAAAUACCUACUACCUAUGGUGCUACAACACAAAUCCCUACAACCGACACCCUUACCACAGAGCACAUACCUACUACCUAUGGUGCUACAACACAAAUCCCUACAACCGACACCUUUACCACAGAGAACAUACCUACUACCUAUGGUGCUACAACACAAAUCCCUACAACCGACACCCUUACCACAGAGCACAUACCUACUACCUAUGGUGCUACAACACAAAUCCCUACAACCGACACCCUUACCACAAAGCACAUGCCUACUACCUAUGGUGCUACAACACAAAUCCCUACAACCGACACCCUUACCACAGAGCACAUACCUACUACCUAUGGUGCUACAACUCAAAUCCCUACAACCGACACCCUUACCACAGAGCAUAUGUACUCGUCCGGUAUCACUUCGCCAGAAACAUUAGCAACAAAAAUCCUUACCACAGGACAAAUGGUCGUCACCAAUAAAGCUGCAACUACAAGACAAGACUCAACACCAGUCAUACCUACCACCAUGACUUCAGCACACACACCAACAAGUGAUAGCAUUACAGAAAAGACCUCAACAGCAGAAAUCAUUAAUGCCGAUAUCACUUCAACACCACAUACAAAUUUCCUUAUUUCAGAAGAAAUGCACAUUACAGGCAUUACUACGGUACAGCAAGCAAAAACCGAUUCUGUCACGCCACAACACAGGUUAUCAACCCGAGAACAAACAUCUUUCAACCCUUAUAGCAAUACCCUUUCACAAGGUGAGACAAUAUCUUUCUCUACAACACACGACAAGACCAGCAAUAUAAACACCCAUCCUAUCAUCACCAGAUCAUCUGCAUCUUAUCAAGCAAACCCUUCGCAGACAACUGAAGAGCCUCCUGGGAGGAUAAAUGAUACACUUCUCAUCAUCUUAGGAACAGUCGGUGGUGUUGUCCUUCUUCUUAGUUCGGUGACAUGUUGCCUGUGCUGCCUUUGGAUGGCUAUACUUCGCUCCAGACGUGGUCGCAGGAGAGCACAUUCGGCAAUUGGUGAUAAUAUAGAUCACUCUUCAAGUAGCCAAUCAACCAUCUACAAUCCGUAUUUUAUUUCAAGGGAUCCAUCAGAGCAGACAACCAUUACUACAUUACCAGAAAGCAAUAUUUCUAGACAUUGCAUCAGACCAGAGGUGACUGACCCAGACAUUGAUCUCAUUGUCGACCUACCGAUAUAUGAAGAUGCUGCAGUGGUCAUACUAUUCUGUGACACCAGUAAGGAUUACGUUGGAUAUGGGCCUGUCGCUGUAUACUGUUCUGGUGGUUCCUGGAUACCAGAUCCUUCCCAAAGAGAAUGCAAAGCUCCGUGCGAUGCGCCGGAAGUGCCUUCUGGCGUAAUCCAUUAUGAUGAUGAUACGGCAGGCAAGACAAAGGAAGUAUAUCCUCAUGAUACGGCUAUUCAGUUUGCCUGCGAAGACGCAGAAGGAACUAGUCUUUAUCAUCCAAAAGGACUUGAGAAAAGUAUCUGCAUGGAUGGCAGCUGGGACUUCGAACAACCGCCAAUAUGUGCAGGUACAUAA
Molecule: messenger RNA, 6879 nt
Organism: Lytechinus variegatus (green sea urchin)
Lineage: Eukaryota; Metazoa; Echinodermata; Echinoidea; Temnopleuroida; Toxopneustidae
Product: mucin-2-like
Exons: 5
Coding region: 1-6879 (2292 amino acids)
Source: RefSeq, a predicted model, not a curated record